This is a messenger RNA of Lingula anatina, 2154 nucleotides long. Its product is annotated as putative NADH dehydrogenase. Gene Ontology annotation, molecular function: NADH dehydrogenase activity. NCBI's taxonomy places the organism in Eukaryota, Metazoa, Brachiopoda, Lingulata, Lingulida, Lingulidae. The record is from RefSeq and is a predicted model, not a curated record. Gene Ontology annotation, cellular component: mitochondrion.
UAUUUGUUAUUUAUUUGUACUGUUUACUUGUUAAAUAUAAAUUCAGCAUCACUGUCAGAUUUGUUUUGCCUGUCCAUGCAUUUGUUUAUCAUCUGUAUUUAGCCCACAUACACAGUAGCUGUAAUAUUGUACAGCAAAGUGUGCUUGUUUGGCAGACACCUGCCGCAAUUAAAUGCCAUUUUAUCAGAGCAAAAUCAUGACCCAUUUUGCUUCACAUAACCUUCUCAGGGCAAAUAACAUUUAACAAGAAAAUUACUGGUGCAAAGCAUAAGGUGAUAUCAUAUUUUUCAGUGCAGGGUAUAUGAAAUAGCAGAGGAAACUACAGAGAAUUAACUGGGAUCAAAAGGCAUGGAACUUCUGUCUAGAGCACAGUUGCUAGUUCCAAGGUUCCUCAUAACCAAGUCAGUCAAGACAAGCUUGAAAGAUAUCUCUGCCCAGGAAUAUCUGUCAUCCAGGAAAUAUGUUACCUUUCCUAUGAAUUGUGACAAUCCUGUCAGAAAACUUUAUAAGCUACUAUCAGGUGCAUUCUCAAAGGAUCCCCCAGAGGAUGGAGACAGUUCUGGCAGUAAACCUUUGAUAUCUCCUAUCCGAACACAAAAUUCUGGGCGAAAACGCUUAGUUAUUCUGGGAACAGGUUGGGGCGGAUAUAGUGUUUUGAAGAACAUAGAUAAAAAGCUGUAUGAUGUCAUAGUGGUCAGUCCAAGGAACCAUUUCUUGUUCACGCCAUUGUUAUGUAGUACCACUGUUGGAACUCUAGAAUUCAGGUCAAUCAUUGAGCCAGUCAGGAACAGUGGCUUUAGAAAAUCGGACCAUUUUCAUUUGGCAAGAGCAAUCAAACUAAAUUUUGAAGAGAAAACUUUGGAAUGUGAAAGUUCACUGAAACCUGGGUCUAAAUAUGUACUGGAAUUUGACAAGCUAGUGAUUGCUGUGGGUGCCAGAAGCAAUGCAUUUAAUGUCCCAGGUGUUGAGGAACAUGCUAUUUUUCUGAAGGAAAUUGUACAUGCUCAAAGAAUCCGUAGAAGAAUAAUAAGUAACUUUGAACUUGCUCUGCAACCACACAUUUCACCAGCUGAGAAACAAAGACUUCUGCAUACAGUCAUUGUUGGUGGUGGUCCAACAGGAAUAGAAUUUGGGGCAGAACUCUAUGAUUUCAUUAAGACAGAUGUUUCUCGCCUUUACUUGAAUACAAAAGCCGAAAUUCAGACCACACUUGUUGAAUCUCAGCAAAUUUUGGCUUCUUUUGAUAAAAGACUACAAGCAUAUGCAGAAAGGAAAAUUAAGGAAAGGCCAAAUUUUCACUUGAUCAAAUCAAAUGUAACAGAAGUGAAAGCAGAUAGUGUAACUCUCCAAGAUGGCACAGUUAUUCCCUGUGGACUGGUUGUGUGGAGUGCAGGUCUGGCACCAAGACCUUUCACACAAUUUUUAGACUCUCCAAAAAAUAACAGAGGGCAGAUAAUGACAGACCAGUACCUUCGAGUGUUGGGAGACCCCACUGGCAAUGUGUAUGCUUUGGGAGAUUGUGCUGAAGUAGAGCACAUGCCUCUUCCGUGCACUGCACAGGUUGCAGAAAGACAGGGACGGUAUAUUUGUAAGGCUUUGUGUGAAAAAAACCCUGCAGAUGUGAAGCCAUUCGUGUUUAAGAGCCUUGGCAUGCUGGCUUAUAUUGGAGACUACAAAGCCUUGACUGAUAUGCCUGAAGUGAAGCUAAGAGGUUUUCCCUCCUGGGUUUUGUGGAGAUCUGCUUACCUUACCAGAUUAGGGAGUUGGCGCCUCAGAAUGCAAGUACCACUUGACUGGACCAAGACUCUUCUGUAUGGCAGAGACACUUCAAGAUUUUAAUCUGCACAAUAACUAUGUUAUAAUGUAUUACAUGGACCAUAGGAAGUGAUACUGAUGCUGGGAUGCACGCAUUUUCAUUUUAUGGUAUCACUGGCUUUCAAUUAAAGAUUAAUGCCAUAUGUGACAAUUAAAACAUUAUUUAUUUUAAGUGUAUUAGUCAUUUCAAUCUAAUUAAAUUUUAUGAUUUAUGCUUUUCAGAAUAAGCUCAGGAAAAAUAAAUGGUAUUUUGUAAAAAUUGAUGCAAGUGUAUGUGUAUUUAUGUAAGUUACUAGUACUUUUUUCUGCUACAGCAAUGCUCUGGGCUCACCUAUUAGU